This is a messenger RNA of Oppia nitens, 836 nucleotides long. RefSeq names its product protein cornichon-like (gene cni). The transcript is spliced from 5 exons. Lineage: Eukaryota; Metazoa; Arthropoda; Arachnida; Sarcoptiformes; Oppiidae. Gene Ontology annotation, cellular component: COPII-coated ER to Golgi transport vesicle; endoplasmic reticulum membrane. The record is from RefSeq and is a predicted model, not a curated record. Gene Ontology annotation, biological process: endoplasmic reticulum to Golgi vesicle-mediated transport. Bases 338 to 775 code for a protein of 145 amino acids.
AGUAAUACUGUUAGUAACGUAUUAUAUGAGUGAACGAUAAGUAUAUAUUAUAAACACAAACACAAAAUAAAUGGCAAAUCAUUUCAAUUCAAAAUAAUAGUCAAACAAUAAUAAGAGCCGAUUAUUGUACCGAUAGUUAUCACCCGAUUGUCACCACACAAGACACGUGUUUUUGUUGGUCAUCCCAUUGAUUGAGAAAUAGCCGCUAAACGCAUCAAACAAUUGAAUUGAAUUGGUUGAGACCUGUUUUGAGGUGAUCACAGACACGUUUUUUCAGUGACACCAAAAGUUUUAACUAUCGGGUAAUUCACGCGACCAGUGGUCACAAUCAAUAGCCAUGGCCUUUACGUUUGCCGCCUUCUCCUAUAUCUGUGGUCUCAUUUUAGAUGCUUUUCUCAUCUUUUUUGCCGUUUUUCACGUGAUAGCGUUUGAUGAGCUGAAGACUGAUUUCAAGAAUCCCAUCGAUCAGUGCAAUACAUUGAAUCCAUUAGUUUUACCCGAAUAUGGCAUUCAUUUGGCAUUCAAUUUAUUGUUUCUCUUUGCCGGCGAAUGGUUGACAAUUAUUUUAAAUGCACCGCUGAUUGCUUAUCACGUCUAUAGAUAUAAGACGCGUCCGAUAAUGUCGAGUCCCGGUCUGUACGACCCGACAACUAUUAUGAAUGCGGAUCAGUUGUCCCGAGCCAUGAAAGAAGGUUGGAUCAAAUUGGCCUUCUAUUUGUUGUCAUUCUUCUACUAUCUUUACGGAAUGAUAUACUCACUCAUACAAAACCCAUAACGACACUCAAAAAAACUAAUCAAAUCAACUAAUUUUUUAUAUAUACUAUUAUUAUUAUUAU